CGGUUUGACACAUCUACUGUUAUACAGUUUAGCUUGAAACAUUCUAAGAUUAUAUGUACAGAAACAUUUGAAAAGACUGUACCAUAACUGUUAUAACAUACAUGAUUGAUGAUAUAUACAGACUAUGAUAGUUUAACAUGUUAUAAAAGAAGAAUAUUAAACUGUGGAAACUCCAAAAUCUAUACUGUCCACUGUAUUAGACUUGUGUCGUCUGCUUGGAUUUACUGUAGGCAGGUGAUGUCAAAUCGUCAUGCAAAUGCAUCGUGAACAAAAUAUAAGAAGAUAACAGAACGUAAAAUAUGAGAUAAAAUGAAUCAUCAAAGCGAAUUAGAGAACACAAAAUACAGAAACUGGGUCAGCGGUGGUCUGGCAUAUAAAUAUCUUAAAGAAGGUCUAGAAAGAUUUGCUGAAGAUGUGGUUGAAGAUGAACAUACCAGAAUCCUUAAAACUAUCAAACACACACUUGGACUCACCUGUAAUAAGUGCUGUCUCAGAAAUCUACGACCAUUACACAAAAGUGAGAGGAAUUCUGUUACUGGCAGAUAUACGUGUCCGUGGGAUCAGGCAAAUUGUAACUGUCUGUAUCCACAGAAGAAACCAUGCCCUAAUAAAGUAUGUGACGCAAUUAUGGAAGAAAUACUUAAAAGUCAUGGAUCUACACCGCCUGUACCAAACUGGAAGAAUACUGAUAUAAAGAAAUGGUGCACACGUCCAUGGGAAACUGCCAAAUGUUUCAUCAAGGCACCAGGAUAUUCAGACAAGACAAAGGCAGCGGAUAUUGACACUUCAGGGUUACUUCAUGUCUUUAUUAACAACAUCAAUAUCCAUUCACGCUUGUCAAGUAAUAUGUCUGGAAGAAACAUAUUUAUUAAGGUAUUUAUGUAUCAUAUGUGUUUGACAUUGAACUACAAAAGCAAUGAAUGA
This is a messenger RNA of Mercenaria mercenaria, 924 nucleotides long. RefSeq lists its product as uncharacterized. The record is from RefSeq and is a predicted model, not a curated record. The coding region runs from base 310 to 924 and encodes 204 amino acids. The transcript has 2 exons. Lineage: Eukaryota; Metazoa; Mollusca; Bivalvia; Venerida; Veneridae.